Molecule: messenger RNA, 5140 nt
Organism: Rhea pennata
Lineage: Eukaryota; Metazoa; Chordata; Aves; Rheiformes; Rheidae
Gene: LZTS1
Product: leucine zipper tumor suppressor 1
Exons: 4
Coding region: 176-2023 (615 amino acids)
Biological process (GO): regulation of dendrite morphogenesis; regulation of synaptic plasticity
Cellular component (GO): dendritic spine
Source: RefSeq, a predicted model, not a curated record
GCCGCCGCCGCCGCCGGGGGAGCAGCCGGCGACUGAAGGACUGCAGCUGCUGGGCUCAGGGAGAGCUUUGCUAUGAUUGCAGCACCGGCUGUCUCUACCCACUCCCCGGCCACCUCCCUGCCCAGUAAAGCCGGGGUCUCCUCUCUCCGCUAUAUGCCCCCAGCCCGGGAGCAGCAUGGGGAGCGUCAGUAGCCUCAUCUCCGGCCACAACUUCCACAGCAAGCACUGCCGAGCCUCCCAGUACAAACUCCGCAAGUCGUCCCACCUGAAAAAGCUGAACAGGUACUCAGAUGGGCUGCUUCGCUUCGGCUUCUCCCAGGACUCCAGCCACAAGUCCAGCUCCAAAAGCAGCAAGAAUGAGGACUUCUUUUAUAUCAAGGUCAGCCAGAAAACGCAUGGCUCCCACCGGGCAGACUACACAUCACUUUCCAGCGGGGAGCUGGGCAGCCAAGCUGGAACGAGCAGCAUGGACUUUGGGACACCCACACCUCAGAAACUGAUGCCCUUUUCCAAUCAGCUGGAACUGGGCACAGAGAAGGCUGCUGUGAGAGCAACAGCCUUCAAACCAGUGCUGCCGCGGUCUGGUGCCAUCCUCCACUCCUCCCCAGAGAACGGCAGUCACAUCUCCCAGCAGCUGCACCCUCCAGACAAAGCCAAGGACCAAGAGCUCAAGCCCGUGCUGUGCUCUGGUGGGCUGUCCGACUCCGGCAGGAACUCCAUGUCCAGCCUCCCGACCCACAGCACCAGCAGCAGCUACCAGCUUGAUCCACUGGUCACCCCCGUGGGACCUAUUAGCCGCUUUGGGGGCUCAGCCCACAACAUCACACAGUGUGCUGUCAUCCAAGAUAGCAACAUGAUGAGCCUCAAAGCAAUGUCCUUCUCCGACGGGGGCAACAAGAUCAUCAACCCUGGCAAAGCCCACCAUGCCUCUGAGAAGACCACUUGCAUCCGUUCACCCAUCUCCACAGAUGAGUCCACGAUCCAGGAGUUGGAGCAAAAGCUGUUAGAGCGGGAGGGAGAGCUGCAGGAGCUUCAGUUGAGUUUUGAGGAGAAGGAAGUCAGCUCCUGUCAGGUUUAUGAAGAGAAGCAGAGGCGCUGCAAGGAAGAGCUGGAGGGCCUCAAGCAGAAAUGCAACAGUAAGCUCAAGCAAACCUCACAGAAAACCCAGCGGACACAGCAAGUCCUUCACCUCCAGGUAUUCCAGCUGCAGCAGGAGAAAAAACAGCUCCGGGAGGAGCUGGAGAACCUCAUGAAAGAGCAAAACCUGCUGGAGACCAAGCUGAGGUCGUAUGAGAAGGAGAAGACCAGCUUUGCCCCAGCACUGGAGGAGACUCAGUGGGAGGUGUGCCAGAAGUCUGGGGAAAUCUCUCUCUUGAAGCAGCAGCUGAAGGAAUCCCAGACUGAGCUCAACACCAAGACCACUGAGAUCCUCAGCCUGAAAGCUCAGCUGAAAGAGGUGAGGGCAAAGAUGGAAGGGCUAGAGAUGAAAACUCGGGACCUGGAGGACUCUCUGCGCACCAAAGACAUGGAGCUGGAGGUGUGUGAAAAUGAGCUCCAGCGUAAGAAAAAUGAGUCCGAACUCCUGAGAGAGAAGGUAAACCUGUUGGAGCAAGAGAUCGUGGACCUCCGAACAGAGCUCACCAUCCUCAAGGAGCAGCUGAGUGAAGGCCGGGAUGGGGCUAGGUCUGCCUCCAGCUCUGCCCUGGGGAUGAUGGAUGAUGCACAGGCCCUGCAGGGAGAGGUGGAGAGGCUGAAAGCAGAGUUGCAGGCUGAGAGGGAUAACAACGAGCAGAUGACCUGUAGCUUCCAGCACGAACGGCAGACAUGGAAGGAAGAAAAGGAAAAGGUGAUUCAUUACCAGAAGCAGCUGCAACAGAGCUACCUGCACAUGUACAAAAGGAACCAGAACCUGGAGAAGAUGCUCCAGCAGCUCGCCUCAGGGGAAGAUGGCAAGGAGCCCAUUGAGUUGGAUAUACCCGGUACUGAUGUCCCCUAUGAAGACAUCAUUGCCACAGAGAUCUGACCCAGGCCUUCCCUCUCCUCUUUGAGGUGGAUGUCUCUUCCAGGCAAGAAGUACUUCCUUGCAGCUCAGUUCAUACUGAGUGCAGCUUGUACAGUUCAGAUGAGCCAUGUAUUUAUUAGCUGAGCUGAUUGCCUGGGCAGCUCGUGAGCCCUUCUCCCAUCCCAGUGUUGCACCAUGACGGUGCCCUACGCUGCCUGUCGUGUUACAGAGAUGAACAAGCAAUUUGUGCCAAUGGUGAUGUGCCCAGCAUCUGCCCCUUGUGUCCGAUGCAUCCUCAGCAGAUGCCUUCUGCUCAUUUGUAGGAUUGAGAAGCUGGAGACAGAGGCAAUAAGGGAACAGGACUUUAGCAAAAAAUUUUCCUAUCAGGUAACAAGAUGAUGCAAAACUCCCAAGGGCGAACUCUCCCCACAGAGCGAACACCAGAGCAAUGAACGUUGGUUCAGAUGGAACCUGUGAGUAGCACAGCUCUGGGAAUGGGGAUGCCACAGCCCUUCCUACCUUGUUCAAGAGGAAAUAACCAAAACCACAUUUCCACCGCUGGUCCCUGGCCCACAACCUGGAGAAAGCACUAAGCUGCUCUGACAUUUACUUUUCUCCAGCUGAUUCUGAUUUCCAGAGAGCAAUGGUAGCCAAGGAGCCAGCCCAUAAGGACCAAGAGGAUUUGUAUCACGCCAUUGGUCCAGGCAGUAAAUCCUGCUCUGCUUCUUCAUUCCUUCAGCUAUCCUAGAGUGCCUCAGGAAUGACCCUACACACACAUGUGCAACACACAUGCACAUAAACACACACACACACACACACACACACACACUAAUUCAAGCCUACGGAGAGGUAGCAACCUUAGAUUUGUAGGGUUGACUCUCAGCUUUUUUCCCCCUCAAUGCACACCACUGGAAAGCACCAUCUUCUAAAAGGACUAGUGACUAUAAAAGCUCACCCCAAGACACUUUCAAAGAGGCCUGGGUUUCCAAAAAGUGCCUCUUGGGAAACAAACUCCUUUCAACUUCAUGAAGUUGAACAGCAAGAAUGUAAGCAGCCAGAAAUCAGCAUUUUUUUCCCUUAGAAAAUAACAAAUUAAUUGCUUCCCACCUUCUCCCUAUCUUUUGGGAUUUAGAGCAACCAAAAAUGUAGGAUCUUUUCAGUUAUCACAACAGUAACUCCUGCCCCAGGCUGAGCCAGCAUCUGGCAGCAAGCUCCUAUCUCGUUACUGCAAAUACCACAUCGUAACUGCCUUUCAUCAAUGAUCACAGCCCAUGUUGAAUCCAAGCAGGUUUCCUGCCCUCAUCUACAGCUGCACCUGCACUUCCCUCCUGCAAGGCCAGGGAUCUUCUGUUAAUUUGCACCGUAAAGCAUAUCCAUGUUGAGCCAUCGCUCCUGUCUCUGAAGGACAAGCACUUAACAUCCCUAUUCUCCAGCUGCUAAACAGGUAACUGGAUUUAAGGAUUAACAGAAAUUUUCAAACUGCAGCCAGCCCUGAAGAAUCGAGAGUGAAAUCAAUUUUACUUACCCCAAGAAGGGACUUGGCCCAAUGCACAUGCAGAAGGCAAUGACCCCACAACGUUCUCUCGUUUUCUUGCUGUGACUGACUCCCUCCCACUUUCUUCCCCAUCAAACUGGCUGCCUUAUUUCCUCCCAUGCCAUUAAGUCUGCGGGUUUCUGCCGCAGCUGCUAACAAGAGCUGGUAAGAGAAAAUGCUCUCACUUUGUUUUCUACUCUUACUCUUAAAAAAUUUUCCUCUUGCCUUCAGCAAGUGAAUGAAAAGGCUCCACCACAGCAGUGGGCCCCAGCAGAGUCUCUGCACUUGCCGAGGGGCCCUGGGAGCAGCCCCCUUCCCGUACCCCCGCAGCCCAGCACAGGCUGACAGCCGGGAGGGAAGUCACCCGCCACACACCUCCAGCAGAUGCCAGACACCCCGCAAGUCAGCUGCUGAUGUACGAUAACUGAUGUCUGGAGGGCCAAGCUUGGCAGGGUGGAGGUUUCUAGCUGGGACCACUUUGUGCCAGUACAAUGGUAUUUUUACUGCAAUAUGUUUAUUCAUCCACUAGCAAGCUGGGCAGAAGCCCACAAAGCCCUCUCCACCUUGGUUGUUGGGGAGCGUCACAUUCCCAUCCCUGUUUUCCCCAUCAAUUUGGCCAAGGGGUCCAAGCCAGGCUGCCUUUGUGCUACCAACCUCCCCCCCAGCCAGCAGACUCUCAGCAAAAGGAUUUCAUAUCCCUUGCCCCACUCUAGCCUGACAAACACAAAACUUGGAAACCAGUCUGUGCCUUCUAUAUCUCCUCCCACAAGUAAUCCCGAGCCACGUGCCACCCCACAAGUGAUCCCUGUCUGGUCAUCCCAUGCUGGACACGCAGCACAUGCCCAGCCUGAGCCAUCAUCUGCUGGAGAAAAGCAAACCUCCAGUCUGGGUUUCAGCCCUGAGGCUCUAGAUCAGGGCUAGGUCAGGUCCCUUUUCCUGCAAGCCACAAGGUAGGGGAGCAGUCCCAGCCUUUACCCAAACCUGCUGAAAGGAUAAUUUAGGAGGACCAAAAGAUCAGAGGCAAAAAGAGGACGAAAGACAGCUAUCCAGAGCCCAAAGGAAACUCUGCAUCCAACUCAGCUCUUGAGAGGCCAGAAGGGAUUUUGUGCAUCAUCCAAGCCACUUCUCUGAGUGGCUUUGUAUCCCCCUCCACAUCCUGUGUUCAAGUCAGGGCACAGUUAUUGGAAACUCUUCAGUGUCAAAUAAGUGAGAGGCGCAGAAGGGAGCAGAGCUCUUCCCAACUGCCCUCUUUUAAUAGCUCCUCAGAAGGCAUUGGCCUUCCCAGGCUUUCCAGCCCUGUUCCUGCCUUGCUCCUGAAGUCAAUGGACUCCACUCCCAUUGACUUUGAGGGCACCCUGUCCGAUUUCCUCGUACACCAGCCCCGUAUCCUCACCAACAAGCGCUGUACCAUGUGAUCGACUGGAGACAUUGACUUGCUGCCUUUGCACAACGCUGUGUUUGACCGUAUGCAUUGCAGAUGUGUCAUUCCUUGGUGUGACUAACGGCUGUCCUGCCCCACUCCAGGAGAGGCCAGGGUUCAGUCUGUAUAUAUAAUUAUUUUUCUGCAGGUUUUUUGGAUGUUACUUCUGGUGACUGAUGUAAAC